Messenger RNA from Anarrhichthys ocellatus (wolf-eel), 2107 nucleotides. Its product is annotated as THAP domain-containing protein 5-like. The transcript is spliced from 5 exons. Lineage: Eukaryota; Metazoa; Chordata; Actinopteri; Perciformes; Anarhichadidae. The record is from RefSeq and is a predicted model, not a curated record. Bases 485 to 1771 code for a protein of 428 amino acids.
CCGUAUUUUACUGUAGCGUUCAUAAACAGUGAAGUCAGUGCCCGAUCCCUUCCGACUGCUCGAUCCGUUCUGCGCAUAUGCGGGAACGCCUACCCAGAAAGCCUGCAGAAAGACCCGCCCCCUACUCUGCCUCUGAUUGGCUACUUGCUGCUUAACCUUAGCCUAGCUAUGAUGCUAACCGGUGCUUCGAACUAACGCUAGAUAAGCCGGGUAGCAGCGACUCUUCCACGGCAGCUCACGUUUCUGUUCCCAUAGUCUGAAGAGAGGCCACCCGGUCUGAAGAAUGGUUGUUUGUAUCUUUACGAACCCUCUUUUUAAAAUGUAUUUGACGUCUCAUUUAUUUGACGUCACGACUUCCAACAGCUGAUCGUCAGUCGUCAACUAUGCGCCACGAGUUGACAACACACACAGCACGAGUUUCACCUUGUUGUGAACGUCGUUGGACACGAAGACAGUCAGCCUCGAACAACACCAGCGACCUGAGAUGCCAAAAUAUUGUUCUGCCCCAAACUGUAAGAAUGACUCCGGCAGCGACAGGAAGAGCUUCUACAAGUUCCCUCUCCAGGACCCGGUCCGGCUGCAGCAGUGGCUGAGCAACAUGCGGCGCGGCAACUGGACUCCCUCUCGGCACCAGUAUAUUUGCCACGAGCAUUUUGUGCCGUCGUGCUUCAAGGUGCGAUGGGGGAUCCGUUACCUCGAGAGCGACGCUGUGCCCACAGUGUUCCAGGAGGCUGAGAAACGGAAAGCGGCGGAUCCCAGCGAGAGGACGCCGAAGCGGCUUCGCGCCACCGGCGACCAAAGCGAAACGGAGUCAGGUGACGGGACGCUGGCUGUCGACGCCGUGGAGACGGAAAGCGAAGCGACGCACACCGUGCACCUGUACGAGAUCACCGUGGACCCAUCGCAGCAGGGAGAAACCGGCCGGCUGGAUGCGAGUGAUGCCGGGGAAUCUGACCUGGCGUCAGUGAUGGAGAUCAAAACGGGGCAGAGUUUCCCUUUUACUUUACUCCAGACGGUUAAUGCUCUGAGUAACAGCGGGGAGGUGGUCGUGAUGUCCGAGUGCCCCGCCGGCGAGGGCCAGGAUGAGCUUCUGAACGGAAUCACCGCUGCCAUCUUCACUCAGGGCCACGGGCUGGUGAGUGAAGACGUGAGCAGCGCCGCGGAGGAGCCCUCGGACCCCCGCGAAACACAAGUCAUCACCUACUUCGAGACCAUCCCGAAUGUUUUCCCCGGUGAGGCCGCCGCCCAGCUCAGCGUGUGCCCGGACACGGUGCUGUCGUCCGCUCUGAGCUCCAAGCCCAUCACGUCCACUCUGCCCAUAGUGUCCAAGCACACGCCGCCCUCCCCGACGUCCCUGGUCCUCACCGUGGAAAGGCUGGACACGGACGAGGGAGAGGGGGACGACGGCACGUGGGAGGAGGGCGACGGCGUGGAGCUCCUGGAUCGCCAGCUGGAGGAGCACUGCUACCACAAGAGCAGUCUGAGCAAGGAGCAGCUGGAGGCGAUCGUGGCCGAGCUGCAGAAGAAGGUGAAAGUGCUGCAGCAGCGCCACCGCCGCCACCUGGAGAAGCUGCUGGGCCUGGAGAGCACGGUGAGCCAGCUGAGGCAAAGCAACCUGCUGAACGAGGAGCGCCUGCAGCUGCUGGAGCGGGCUUACAUACAGACCAGCGCAGCGGUGUCGGAUGCCGGGGGGACCGUGACCAUCAUCUACGAAGAGGACGAUGCUGCGUACUUGUACACUCCGCUGAUCACCGCCAACGAGAAGCUGUGAGACUGACCGUCUGCCGCCCUCGGGGCCAGUCAGGGCCCAUGUCGUUGAAAACAAAACGCUACCUAGUUUUUUUUUUUUUUUGUUUUUUUUUUGUCUCCUAACAAAUUGUAUGAAACGUGUUGUCGGAUCUGCUGUGAGCUUUGCACAGAUAUGGAUGAGUAAUAUGGGACGGUGUUGAAUGUGUUCUCUACGCCUCCCCUCCUUCCUCCAACCACUUUUUGUUUGACUUGUAACGUAUUUUUUGUUUGUGAUGAUAAACAUAUCCAAUUAAAAAAUAACUUUCAUUGAGGUUUGUGCUUCACUUCUACAGUUUAUGUACAUUUUAGCUUUCAAAAA